Xenopus laevis (African clawed frog) is the source of this 2419-nucleotide messenger RNA. It is a transcript of the gene mphosph10.L, whose product is annotated as M-phase phosphoprotein 10 (U3 small nucleolar ribonucleoprotein) L homeolog. The transcript has 11 exons. The coding region runs from base 53 to 2143 and encodes 696 amino acids. Gene Ontology annotation, cellular component: nucleus; Mpp10 complex; small-subunit processome. Lineage: Eukaryota; Metazoa; Chordata; Amphibia; Anura; Pipidae. The record is from RefSeq and is a predicted model, not a curated record. Gene Ontology annotation, biological process: rRNA processing.
CCUCUUCAGAAUUGAACAUGUGAGUGAGCAGCGCUGAUCGUGGUUAAGGAAGAUGGCAGAGGCUGAGGAACCGAGGCAUGGACUGGAACACUGCAUGGAGGUCCUGGAAUCAGUGAGUGGCCAUCCGGAGCAGCUGCUGAGUGUGCAGGAUGAAUUGGCAACAGAGUUCUCUUGUUUAACAAAAGUUCUAUAUGAUUUGCAAAAGUCCCGGCUUGCACUAGAAGUGGGAAGCCCAUUGGAAAAUCUAAUUAUAGAGAAUUUUGAUGAAGAGCAAAUAUGGCAGCAACUAGAACUGCAGAACAAUGCUGUUCUUAACUACUUCAAGAAAGUCAUUAGAACAGCACAAAAGGACAAGGAUAUUUAUCUUGUACAGACAACCGAGGAAGAGACACCAGAAUUAGAAGAUGAAGCUGAGGAAGGUUUGUCUGAAGAAGAGUCAGAGUUUAUCAGUGAAGAUGAACCAGCAUCUCGGGAGAAAAAACUCACUGAUACCAAAAGACCCAAAAGAAUACCAGUGGAGACAUUUAGUGAUGAUGAUUCAGAUAUGGACUUUGAUAUUGAUAAACUGGAAAAGCAAAAUAAGCAGAAACAGAAUAAGAAGCCAAUGGCUAAAUCUAAUGAAACGUCAGAAGUUGACGACAAGUUCUUUAAGUUGUCAGAAAUGGAGGCCUUUUUAGAAGAAGUUGAGAAAGAAGACCACGAGGAGGAUGACCAAAAUGAAAUUGAUUAUUUUGAGGAUAUUGACUCUGAUGAUGAUGAGGAUGAGGAUGAUGAUUAUAUGGAUGAAGACUUGGACAUUACAAAAAGCAAAACACAGGUUAAAAUAAGUUCAAGAGAUCUUCAAUACCAAGAUUUCUUUGACCCUGUUGAAGGAGAAGAGGGAUAUGACCGUGAUCAUUCUGCAAAGAAUAAGAAGGAAGAAAAUGAGGAGGAAGAUGUUUUAGAAGAAGAUGAAGGAGAAGAUGAUUUGGGAGAAGAUGAAGAGAACAUGUCAGAAAAUGAUGAAGAGGAGGAUGAACAAAUAGAGGACAAUGAGGAGAGCCAAAAAGCAAAGGAGGCAUUUAAGCGUGUAACAUUUGAUCUCUCUGAUGAGAGUGAAGGAGAAGAUGUUGGUGAUAUACUGGGUGGAAAGAAACAAGAGAUCUCAGAGCCUGUUGAAGUCAAGUCUUCCUUUGAGAAAAGGGAAGAGAAGAUGGCAGAAAAGAUUCAAGCGCUGCAAAAGCAAAUGCUAGAAGAGAAGCCAUGGCAGUUAUCUGGUGAGGCAACAGCACAAAAAAGGCCAGAAAACAGUCUACUUUCAGAAUCAUUGGUAUUCGACCACGCUUCCAGGAUGGCACCUGUUAUCUCAGAGGAAACCACUAUGCAACUUGAAGAUAUAAUCAAACAGAGAAUAAAAGACCAGCUAUGGGAUGAUGUAGUGCGCAAGGAAAAGCCAAAAGAAAAUGCUUUUGAAUACAAGAAACGACUCACCUUGGACCACGAUAAGAGCAAACUCAGUCUUGCAGAGAUUUAUGAGCAGGAAUAUAUUAAACAAAAUGAGAAGAAAAAAGAAGAGGAAGAAAAUCCAAAACAUGUGGAAAUUCAAAAAAUGAUGGAUUCCCUCUUCCUAAAGCUGGAUGCCCUUUCAAAUUUCCAUUUCAUACCCAAACCACCUGUUCCUGAUAUUAAGGUGGUUUCAAACUUGCCUGCAAUCAGCAUGGAAGAAGUGGCACCAGUAAGUGUCAGUGAUGCAACACUUCUGGCUCCAGAGGAAGUCAAGGAAAAGAACAAGGCUGGAGAUGUAAAGACCAAUGCAGAGAAAACAACCACUGAUAAGAAGCGGGAGAGAAGGAAGAAGAAGGCUACCAAGAGGCAGAAAAUUAAAGAAAGAGAAGAAAGGAAAAAGCAGGCGGAUAAAAUAAAAGCAGAAAAAGGAAAGAAAACGUAUAAUAAAGCAGAUGCUGCAGCUGAUCUUAAAAAACUGACCAAAGAAGGAAAGGCUACAGUACUAAAGGAUGAAGGGAAGGAUAAAGCUUUAAAGUCUUCUCAAGCAUUCUUCUCUCAGCUGCAGGAUCAAGUCAAAUUACAGAUCAAGGGAGCUAAGUCAGCACAGAAGAAACAAAAGAAAGGAAAUGAACUUUCGGUCCAUAAACUCAAACUCUAGUGCACAGCUGUGGCUGCUGCUCUUUACUACAUCUAAUUAGAGAAUACGCAGAUGCCCAGCCAACAUACGUCCCUUAAGACUACAGCUUCAGUAACUAUACUAAUGUACUGUCGAGGGUGCUGGCUGUGGUAUUGCUAAAAUAUUUGGAGAGCUGCAGGUUACCCCCGCUUAAUAUGUAUUCAUAUUGAUUGGGGGAAAUGUUUAAUAGCUGUGAGUGUAAUAAGGAAAUUUAUGGCUACACGUUUUGAAAAAUAAAAAUUGUAUUUUACAAUGUAA